Messenger RNA from Vigna angularis (adzuki bean), 1956 nucleotides. RefSeq lists its product as uncharacterized. The transcript is spliced from 13 exons. The coding region runs from base 222 to 1622 and encodes 466 amino acids. The record is from RefSeq and is a predicted model, not a curated record. Gene Ontology annotation, cellular component: nucleus; tRNA (m1A) methyltransferase complex. Gene Ontology annotation, biological process: tRNA methylation. NCBI's taxonomy places the organism in Eukaryota, Viridiplantae, Streptophyta, Magnoliopsida, Fabales, Fabaceae.
UCUAAUAGUACCCUAGUUUCAGUGACAAGGGGGUUUAUGUUAUGCUUGUGACGCAACACAAACCGCUUAGCACUAAAACAGUAAAAUGGCUGCACGAUCAACGAACACGUAUAGAUAGUUGUUGAAUCAUAUUAUUAGAUCUUUCUCUCUCUGUGCGACUGAAUUUCAUCGUGAAACACUCAAUUUAGGAGUUUAUUCGUAUAAAUAAAAUUGUGAAGAAGAUGAGGGAAGGUAACAGUAACAAUGGCAGAGUCACUUGGGAAGGUUGCAGCGUCUUGCUUGAUAUCAACGACGGAGACCGUCUGGUUUUCGCUCGUCUCUCUCCGGCAGCGAAAUUGAAAAUUGGGAAUAAAAACUGUUCUCUGCAACCUUUAAUUGGUCGUGCCUUUGGUACCGUUUUUCAAGUGGAUACCUCUUCCGAUGGGCCUUGUCUUUCUCCCGCACAAGUUAAUGUUAAUAAUGCUGAGGAAAUAGGAGAUGGUCAAGGGAAUGAUGAGUUGAGGGACAAAGUUAAUGUUAACAGUGCUGAUGAAGUAAGAGAUGGUGCAGUGAAUGUUGAGUCAAGGGACAAUCGUGCUUUGGUUGACAAUAAUACUGCACAAAGUCUGACUGGUGAAGAUAUAGAAGCCAUGAGAAGGCAGGGUGCUAGAGGUAAUGAAAUAAUUGAAGCUCUCAUUGCCAAUAGUGCGACAUUUGAAAAGAAAACAUCAUUCUCACAGGAGAAAUAUAGACUUAAGAAACAGAAGAAAUAUGCACCAAAAGUACUUAUGAGGCGUCCUGUUGCUCGAAGUAUAUGCGAAGCCUAUUUUAAGAAGUAUCCAUCCAAAAUUGGAUUUUUGCGGGUAGACACGUUGUCCCUUCUACUUUCCAUGGCUAACGUUUCUUCAAAUUCUGACAUUCUCGUAGUUGAUAUGAUUGGUGGCCUUCUCACUGGGGCAGUGGCAGAACGUUUAGGAGGUACCGGUUUUGUAUGCAACUCAUAUUUUGGGCAGGCACCAUGUUCCAUGGAUAUCGUGAGGAUAUUUAACUUAAGUGAUGAAAUCUGCAAGAGAAUUCUACGUUCUCCCAUUUCCGACUUGUUAUCACCAAAAGAAUCUUCUGAACAAACUCUGCAACAUGAUGUUUGCAAUGUGGAAGGCCAGUCAAAUGAUCAAAUAUCUGCCUCAGCCAGCAUGGUGGAAAUCUCUCAUUCGUCGGAAAAUGGAAUUUCUGAUAUUGCGACAGAUAAUACUGAACCUGUUAUUCGGAAAGCUCCAAAGGCUGGAGAGAGGGCGCAGAAAGAAGUCAUUGACUUAUGGAAGGAAAAUGGUUUUUCUAGUCUAAUUUUUGCUGCACCUGAGUUGGAUACUUGGACAGUGGUUAAAGAUCUCUUGCCCCUUUUAGCGAACUCUGCUCCUUUUGCAAUUUAUCAUCAAUAUCUUCAGCCGCUUGCAACGUGCAUGCACAAUCUACAGCUUGGGAAAAUGGCCGUUGGAUUGCAAAUAUCAGAGCCUUGGCUACGUGAAUACCAGGUACUUCCAUCUAGAACUCAUCCAUGCAUGCAAAUGAGUGCAUUUGGGGGCUACAUUCUCAGUGGAACUAAGAUAUGCAGCACAGCUAACUCCGCAGCUCCUACAGAAUAGUUUCAUCCUUACUCUUUCUACAUCAGUCCAAUUUCCAGCUUAUGCAUAUAUUGGAUAAAUAGCACAUGAAUCCCAAUGCUUUCAGGGGCAAAUUGUCAUCUUUUCUGCUGCAUAGGGUGCUCCGUGCAAAUUUAACAUUUUUGAGUUUCCGACAAGGUUUUCGGUCGGCCAAAGGCUAGACAUGGAGAUUGUACACUAGUUAUUUAUUUCAAUGUUUACUGCCUGCAAUCCUUUUAACUGACAGAAAUUUUAUUGUUGGCUGUAAUCUGAUGAUGUUACAUUUAUUUGACCAUGUUGUCCUUAAAUCUGAUUAACUUCAAUUCUGUUUAUCAUA